AUGGACGAUACAUCAUCUUCCCAAUACGCAACACCUGCAUCCGCUCUUGAAAACCGGACAUCAAUAACCUCAUCGUCAUUCGAAAAGGAGCAGCAAGAAGGGGCUGAUGGUGUUUCAUCGCUUAUAUCAAGACGUACAUCGUCGCCACAUCCGAGAGUGAGUGCUGCUGUACAGUUUGACAAAAGGGGAAGGAGCUCUACGGUUUCUAGUCCAAAGGAUUUGGUAUCAUCGAGUGCGAUGGCGGAGGGGUUGUUGAGGCAGGCUGAGCUGGAUAAGAGUUUGGUGGCUAGUGAAUCAACAUUCAACUUUGCAUCCCUCGACCACUCAAACACAAUCAAACACCACCUCUCAGAUAUGGAAAUCGAAGCCUACACUGCAUGGAUUAACGCUGAAUUCGGGAACGAUUCACGUCUUGCACACUUAUUCCCAAUCGAACCAACGUCGCUUUUUAAAGCACUUGCAUCUGGAUUGAUUCUGUGUAAACUGGUUAAUCUCGUCAAACCAGGAACGAUUGAUGAGCUGGGUCUUAUAUGGGCUGUACAGAGUCCCGUGAGAGCCAUGUUGUCGUAUCAUGAGAAUCUGACAAAGGCUUUGGAGGGGUCGAAGAAGAUUGGAUGCCAGAUAUCGAAUAUUGGAGCUGAUGAUAUUAUUAGAGGAUCACCGCAUCUGUGUAGUGGAUUGCUUUGGCAGCUAAUCAAGGCAUGUGCCGCAUUACUCUCAAACGUAAAGCUCGACCGCUCCAAAGGCGCUGUAACCCAAGAAGCUGCCCUCUUAGCAUGGAUGAACGACCGCCUCUCCCAAAGUACCAUCACACGACGCGUAACGAACUUUACGACCGACCUCGCAGACUGCGAAUGUCUCCUGCACCUCCUAAACCAAGUCUCCCCCAAAGAAAUAACGCACAUCGACAUCAAGAACACGCUCUCCGAAGCCGAUCUAACGAGACGUGCACAACGAAUGCUCGAACUAGCCGAUCGUAUAAAAUGCCGCCAGUUUGCAACCGAUGCCAGUAUCGCUACUGGAAACAAGCAUCUGAAUAUGGGGUUCCUAGCUGGGAUUUACAAUGUUGCGCAACAGAGUAUUGGCAAUGAUAAUCGCGAAGAGAUGAAUCGGUUGAAGCAAGAGCUGAGUCAGGCUAUGGGACGGAUUUCGAUGCUCGAGAGUGAGAAUAAGGUGCUAAAGGACAAGUGUGGAGCAUUAGGUAAAGAUGUUGUGGAAGCUCAUGAACGAGCUGAAGCUGCAUCGGCAUAUGUUGCAAGACUAGAUCGAAAGAUUGCUUCUGCCAGCGAAGAUAGUCAGCGCUUGCAGGCUGAGAAUGAUGAUUUGGUGCGCAAGUUGAAGGCUGCCAAGGACGAGAACCGAGGUCUUGGAUCGGAUUUGGAAGAGUUAAAAGCUAAGGCUGAGAAGGAUGGGAAAUCGCUUAGCAAGUACAAGGAUGAAGUCAAGAAACAGUGUGCCGAACGAGAUACGCUGAAACAGGAGUUGAAUCAAUCGAGACAAGAACGUGAUCAGCUACAAUCCCAUAUCGAGACAUGCACGUCACGUAUCCGCGCCCUCUCUGCUGAAAACGAGGCGCUGGAACCAUUGACGGAACAAGUUGACAAACUACGUGAUGAUGUGCGCCAGCUCCGUGUCUUGGAAUCCCAAAAGGCCGAUCAAGUACAAAAACUAUCUGCCGAGCUGAGUUUCGCCAGGGGUACUAUCCUUGAAACGCAACGUAGCUUGGAUGAUCAGAGAAUACUUGCUAGUAAUUACAAGACUGAGAAUGAUGCCAACCGUCGAGAGAUUGAGGGUCUUACUACCGAGUUACGAAGUGUUAAGAUUGGGCUUGAGAAUACUGUUGGGGAAUUAGAGUCUGCUAAACGAGGAUAUGAACAGUCGUCGACCAAAGUCAAGUCGUUGAAACAGGAACAGUUGGUGCUAGAAGGUGUUGCUGAAGAAUGUGAGAGACUCAAGGACCAGAUACGAGAGCUGAAGAGGUCUGAAGUUACGGCAGAGAACGAGAUACAGGCACUAAUGAAUUCGAAUCAAGUUUUGAAAUCUGAUUUGAGUAAUACUGUGACAUCCCAUGCUGCACUGGCACGAGAAUCAUCGGCUCUGAAGGAAACAGCUGCGUCUUUACAAUCCCAACUGGACGAAUGCCGUCAACUGCUCGCAUCAACAACCUCAGAAAAGGAGACUCUGCAAGCUCAGGAACUGAAACUGCAAGAAUCAUACGAUGCUAUCCUCAAACAAACCGAACUCUUAACCAUCCAAACCGCUACCACAACACAAGACCUCGAAGACCACAAACGCAUCCUCACCACAAAGCAAGACGAAGUCACAUCCCUGAAAACUGAACGCGACGCACUCAAACUCGAACGAGAAAGACUCGAAGACUCUGAACGACUCGCACACGUAUCCCUCCAAGCAUCCAAACGAGACUUGUACCAAGUCGAGUCGCGUCUUUCCGAACUGUAUACAUUGACAGAUAAGCAAAACACCAUCCAGAUAUCCAUAUCAACACAAAUCCAAUCCCAGAGUGCUGAAAUCACUCGACUCGUAACUGAACGAAAUUCCCUACUCAAACAACACGAAGACGAUUUACGCAAAUAUGAUACUCUGCUUGACGAUGUUUCACGAUGUCGAGAUCUGCUUGCUACCCGAGCUGUCAGGGUAACGAUUGUGGGCUCGGGGUCUUCUGUUACCUUAGACCGUCUUGCUGCCGGUACCGACACCAGUGAAGCACCAUUGUCGGCAUCAGUUACAUGUGUUGUUGACGCACAUAACCGAUUACUGGAUGGGUUGGAACGGUCACAGAAAAAGAUUGCGAGGCUGGAGAAUGCUAUCGCUGUGUUGAAGGAUGUGGGUAGUUUCAAGAAUAAUGUUAAUGGUGGUGGUGGUGCUCGUGUGUUGCAGGAUUCUGGAUCCCAGCUUAUGGAUAGGUUGAUGAAGACACCCUACAAGAGCGUACUGGCCAUGAUUCUGCGACCUGUCGUGUCGCUGUGGACGAGAGGUGGUGCCAGACAUCUGCUAGGCAGCACCUUCGAGCCAUCCUUCUUAAACGGAGCCACACACGCCGCCAAAUCCAUAAUGAACUCGAUAUCCCACUCGCCCUCUAAACUGCCCCGCAUGACCACACCCACACUAAACCAGCACUUACAGGCAGCACUCAAAACCAUACACGCCAGCAACGAGGCCGUCAACAUCCGCAUCCGCGACGUGCAUGCAGCACGGAUUGACUCUGUCGAUAUGCUGUUUGGACCAUCGUUUUACAGCAAGCACACACAAACGAAACUGGUCGCGGCAUCGAAAAACGACGCACUGAGGAUGUACACGUCGCCCAACCCAUCAUAUAGCAUAUACAGGCUCUUUAACGUAUCAUUUGCCAUCCCGAAAAACGAUACACGCCCACUAUACCACUCUGCAACAGACGCAAUCGAGGAAGGGCUCCAGCUAAAAAUCAAUGUCGCGCUAGAUGCCGAUAUAGAUUUUGUGCAUCGGGUUAAGAGCGUAGAUGAGACAGAGUCGGUUGCUGCUGGAAGUGUGAUUGCGUCGAGUCAUGGACGCAGGGUGCUGAAUGUGCAGUUUGAGAGCCCACAUAUUGAGGGAGAUGAGGAAGAGCUGGAUGCGGACGCUGUGAAGGAGGCGUUUAGGAAUGGGGGUGGCUGGAAGGUAUCGGAUAUUGAUUAUUUGUGUGAGAGGGCGCAGUAUCUGGAGUUUGCUGAGAGGCAGCAACAGCAGCAGGAUGUGUAG
This is a messenger RNA of Synchytrium microbalum, 3735 nucleotides long. RefSeq lists its product as uncharacterized. Gene Ontology annotation, molecular function: actin filament binding. The record is from RefSeq and is a predicted model, not a curated record. Gene Ontology annotation, biological process: actin filament network formation; actin filament bundle assembly. NCBI's taxonomy places the organism in Eukaryota, Fungi, Chytridiomycota, Chytridiomycetes, Synchytriales, Synchytriaceae. The coding region runs from base 1 to 3735 and encodes 1244 amino acids. The transcript has 5 exons. Gene Ontology annotation, cellular component: cytoplasm; actin filament; actin filament bundle.